This is a messenger RNA of Camelina sativa (false flax), 639 nucleotides long. Lineage: Eukaryota; Viridiplantae; Streptophyta; Magnoliopsida; Brassicales; Brassicaceae. The record is from RefSeq and is a predicted model, not a curated record.
AUGAUCAUGACGCAUAAUCUUCAGCAACACGCAAGGCGAAUCCUCGCUUACAGUAGCAGGUCUCGUUUCUUCUGCUCCUACACCAACGGAACCCUACCGUCUCCGGCGACGAACCAAACUCUGCUGAGUCGGAUCGAAGCGGCUGAUGCGAAUCGGAAAGCAGAAAUCACAACGAGAUAUAGUCAAGCCCUAGAGGUAUCAGAGUGGAUGACUAAACAAAAGAUCUGCAAUCUUGUCCCGGAAGACUUCACAACUCGUUUUCAUCUGAUUGAAAACGUUUUGGGUUUGGGAGAAGCAGAGAAGUUCUUGGAGAGCAUCCCGGAGAAUCUAAGAGGUGAGUCGAUGUACACUUCUCUGUUAAGAAAUUACUCAAGACAACCAGGGUUGAGAGCUCUGUGCAAAGCCGUAUCUACUUUCGAGAAGAUGGAGAAGCUAGGCUCUCGCGGAAACAGAGAUAAGGUCCAUGAGAUCCUACAAAAGAUGAAGGACAACAACGUUGAGUUCGAUAACGUCACCGUGAACAACGCGUUGCGAGUAUACGCUGCUGUAUCUGAUGUGGAGACCAUGGACAAGUUUCUAGCUGACUGGAGUGCCAUUACAACACUUGAUGGGCUCACGCCUGGAAACAACAGGUCUUGA